UUAAUGAUUUGUGUCUUGUUUACUUUGUCUCAUCCACAAUCUAAGCUUAUUCUCUCUAGUUCACUUAUUUUGCAAGUUGACUCGUUCACAAGUCUGGCCACAUCAUGAACAAUCUACAUCUACUAGCAGGUGUUUGCUUUGCCCUGGGCAGCGUGGUCUCUUCUUCUAGACUAGGGUGCUACUUCACCAACUGGUCCCAGUACAGACCUGGAGCUGGGAAGUUCCUUCCUUCUGAUGUAGACCCAAAUCUGUGCACGCACCUGAUUUAUGCCUUUGCUGGUAUAAACGAUGCUAACGAGCUCGCCACUGUUGAAUGGAAUGAUGAGGUGCUCUACAAAUCCUUCAACGCGCUCAAAGAAAGGAAUCCCCUCUUGAAGACACUGUUAGCCGUUGGAGGAUGGAAUUUUGGCUCAGCAAAGUUUACAAAGAUGGUGGCGACGCCCGCCAGUAGAGGCCCGUUCAUCCAGUCCUCCAUCAGCAUGCUGAGACUACACGGGUUUGACGGACUGGAUCUAGACUGGGAAUACCCUGGAGCGAGGGAAAGCCCCGCGGAGGACAAGCACAGGUUUACACUGCUCUGCAAGGAACUAAUGGAGGCUUAUGAAGCAGAGGCCACAGCCACAGGCCGUCCCAGACUGAUGCUUACUGCUGCUGUAGCUGCUGGGAAAGAUACAAUUGAUGGUGGAUAUGAAAUAGCAGAGAUCUCGAGGUACUUGGACUUCAUCAACGUUAUGACCUAUGACUUUCAUACUAGUGGGGAGAGCAAAGUAGCACAUCAAAGCCCGCUGUACAAGGGGACGCAUGAGACGGGAGAAGCUGCUCAAUUCAACACAGACUUUGCCAUGAAGUACUGGCGGGAUCAGGGAGCGCCUGCAGCCAAACUGAAUUUGGGUCUGGCUACCUACGGCCGAGCCUUCCACCUGUCGUCUCCACUCAGUGAGUCCGGAGCCCCAGCCAACGGGCCCGCUGCUGCAGGCCCUUACACAAGAGAGGCUGGCUUCUGGUCUUACUAUGAGAUUUGCACUUUUAUCCAGCAAGGUGUGGUCCGGUGGCUAGAUGAUCAGCAGGUUCCAUAUGCCAGCAAAGGAGCGGAGUGGGUCGGAUAUGACAAUAAGGACAGCUUUGGGAGCAAAGUCCAGUACCUAAAAGCCAAUGGCUUUGGAGGGACGUUCAUCUGGGCUCUAGAUCUGGAUGACUUCAAAGGAGAAUUCUGCAGACAAGGAAACUACUCCUUGAUCAGCUACCUGCGCUCUGUCUUGCAUUCAGAUCCCACCCUUCUACCUACAAACGCCUCUCCACAACCCACUAGGGGACCCCCCGCAAGGCAACCCACUGCACGGGGACCCUCUGCAAGGGGGCCCACUAGGGGACCUCCCGCAAGGGGACCUACAGAUGAUUUCUGUUCUGGUAAACCAGGUGGACUGUACGUUAAGCCUGACGCCCCAGGGUCAUUCUACAGCUGUGCUAAUGACAUUACCUGGGUUCAGAACUGCCCUCAGGGCUUGGUCUUCAGAGGAGGUUGUAAAUGCUGUGACUGGCCCUGAAGCAAAGUCCUUUCCAGCAGUCUGCCAAUGUAUUGUACCAACUGUUUAAACAAUAAUAAAAUGAAGAGUUUAAGGCAUG
Messenger RNA from Gadus morhua (Atlantic cod), 1623 nucleotides. RefSeq names its product acidic mammalian chitinase. Bases 105 to 1544 code for a protein of 479 amino acids. Gene Ontology annotation, molecular function: chitin binding; hydrolase activity, hydrolyzing O-glycosyl compounds. The record is from RefSeq and is a predicted model, not a curated record. Gene Ontology annotation, biological process: carbohydrate metabolic process. Lineage: Eukaryota; Metazoa; Chordata; Actinopteri; Gadiformes; Gadidae. The transcript is spliced from 11 exons. Gene Ontology annotation, cellular component: extracellular region.